AAGAGAGAGAGAAAAUAAUUGGUGUCGAGGGUUUAAAAACUCGUAUGUUUCUACUUUCUAGCUCAAGGCUGUGAGAAAUCUCCCCAUUUUUGAUUCAGCGCAGUGGUGGAAUGAAUGUAUGAGAAAAUGCAAGCUAUCGGAUUGUUAACGCGUAGGUCGGCUAGGGUUUUCAGAAACCCUCCGCCGAGUUUGCUCAACCUAGUGUCCAUGGACUCGUGUUGUGAGUUCAGCUCACUGCGCCGCGGCUUUCACUCCGCUGCGUUUUUCUCACGUACGAUUUCUCCACAAUUAAUUAGUCUUAGAAUAUCAAACUGUGAACUCCGAAUUUCUGUAAAUGAAGACUGGAGCUGAAUAAUGCAAAAUAAUUUAGGGAAUAUGCACGAAGGUUUUUCAAAUGUUGAAUUAUUUAAUCGAAAAGAUACGAUACAAAUCCCACCAGUAUCAAUUAUGGCAUCGAGCAGAUUGUUUUCUUCAGAAGCGCCAGAGAGUGGAAACGCUUCAGCUGCAGAUGAGACAGUGAAGGAAAUAUACGAUAAGUUGCUAGACAGUAUUGCAAAGAGAAGAACUGCACCUCCGAAUGCAUGGAUGUGGUCGCUCAUUGCUAAAUGCUCUACCACUGAAGAUGUUAAGCUCUUGUUUGACAUUCUGCCGAAACUUCGGGCUUUUAGACUCUCCAAUCUUAGGAUACCCAAUGACUUUAACAGCGCACUUUGUAGGGCAGUUACACAGGCUUGUGUUCGUGCAGGAGCUGUUGACUUUGGUAUGAAGGCACUGUGGAAGCACAACUUAUAUGGAUUGACUCCUGACAUUGGCUGCGCUCACCAGCUCUUGUUGCACGCUAAACAACAUAAUGAUGCGAAACUGAUGGUUAAAGUAAUUAAAGUUUUGAUGAAAAAUUAUAUACCUUUGCAACCUGGCACGGUAGAUAUACUUUUCAGCAUAUGUUGUAACACGGACAGAUGGGAUCUGAUAUCGAAGAAUGGGAAAAGGUUCGUCAAAUCAGGAGUAAGCCUCAGACAGACUUCAUUUGACAUGUGGAUGGAAUUCGCUGCCAAAAAAGGAGAUGUUGAAUCCUUAUGGAAGAUUGAGAACUGGAGAUCACAGGCUAUGAAAAAGCAUAGUGUUUCGACUGGAUUUUCCUGUGCAAAGGGUUUCCUUCUUGAGCAUAAGCCCGAAAGUGCUGCUGCAAUCAUUCAAGUGCUUUAUCAGACUGUUUCUGACCUCAAAAGGCCAUCUACCACGGUUGAACUUCAGAAGCUAGUUAGCGAAUGGCCUUUGGAUGUUAUAAAGCAUCAAAAUGACGACAACAGAAAGGCAUUUGCUGCAGCAUUACAAACAGAUAUCUCGGAGCUGAUCAGUGCUCUACAAAGCUUGGGUGUGAGAGAAAACGUCACCCCGGUGCAGUUUGGUGAAAACAGACCCAUUUCUGCUUAGAAGCCUUGGGUUUUGGUAUCAAAUAGCGAAGGGUUUUGUUACAAGACAGGCUAGUUGAAUUCUAUGAUCUCUGCUGCAGCAAGAAAUUUUGACACGCUUGCAAAUUCCAUCGUUUCCAGAUAAACAAUUUCAGCAUAACCGCAAAUCCGAAAGCGACGUCUCUUUUGCUAGUUGCACAAGCGCAUAAAAUAGGCAUUAUUAUGCUUUUCGAAAUGAUAAACUUUGAAGUAAUGAAAUUUCUAUUUCCUUAUCUUCUCGUGAAAUAUUGUGACAUCCCAAAAUAAUGUUUUAAUCAUUUUGGCAGAUAGACCAAGAUUUUCAGUC
Molecule: messenger RNA, 1758 nt
Organism: Salvia splendens (bonfire salvia)
Lineage: Eukaryota; Viridiplantae; Streptophyta; Magnoliopsida; Lamiales; Lamiaceae
Exons: 11
Coding region: 355-1434 (359 amino acids)
Molecular function (GO): protein binding
Source: RefSeq, a predicted model, not a curated record